AAGUCCAUUACAUAUACUAGACUAGAGAAAGGGUUUGGAGUUGUUCUAUUGGCGCACACGCAAAGUUUGAAGGCCUACACUGUCAGGUGUGGGUGGAGUGAACAACAAAGAUAGAGGGGCCCCGAAGAUGAGGGGCCAAACAAAGGUGAAAAGGAUGUGAGAGCGCUUCACAAGACAUACAGCACGGACACCAGGGCCAUAUGUGGACCAGACAAACACACAGAGCUGACAGCUGAGAAAGACGUGACGUUUUGCGAGGCAGCAGAGAGUGGGGGAGGGGAAGGCAGAGUGAACGUGAGUGUGCUGGUGAGUGAAGCGGAGAGGAGAGGAAAGAAGGGAAGGGGAGUGGGCGAGUGAGCCGAGUGUGCAAGCAAACGAGCAUCUCUUUCAGGCGUGCGGACGAGCAGGGGCUGGUGAUUGGCUGGGGGUGUGACCAGCGUCACUCACGCAGGCAGGGGGAAAGCUCACAAGCGUCGAGCAUCUCGCGUAGCACGGUGGAUCUGGGAGGAAACCCUUUUUGCAUUGGGUAUAGAAACCCCCCCACCUCCCCUCUCAUACACACACACACUCACACACACAUACGGUAGCCUACACACACACUCACGCACACAGCCCUGAAACAGCUGCAGCCUGCAGGGAGGCGAUCCUCUCCGCUCACCAAUUUUUUUCACUACUCCAAGCGCUACCUCUCACGACCGCCUUGGCUCCUUCCUGCCUCUUCAGCUCUGGACGCAGCAGCAACCUGCUAGCAUCCUCCAUCUCUCCUUCUCCCUCCUCCCUCAUCCUCCUCGUGCUCGCCCCUCUCUUCGCUUCUCGUCUGCUGUCCUCCGUCCUGGUGACAGCACUGCCACAGCAGCAGCAGCCAUGAACUACCUGCGCCGCCGCCUCUCCGACAGCACCUUCAUCUCCAACCUGCCCAAUGGCUACCUGUCCGACCUCCAGAAGCCGGACCCCCCGCAGCCUCCUCCUCCUGGCCAGCAAGCAGCGCCCGGAUCCGGGGGCCUGUCUCCCGGCGCCGCGCCGUCGCCCAGCGUCUCUCCGGCCGUGGAGCGCAAGCCCCAGCCUCAGCAGGCUCAGCCCCAGCAACCCCAGCAGCCUCAGCCCCAAGCUCAGCCUCAGGCCAAGGCUCAGCUGCCGUCCCAGCCCAGCAGCGGGGGCACCGGGUUCUUCAGCUCCAUCACCAACGUGGUGAAGCAGACGGCCGCCUCGGCGGGACUGGUGGAGCAGACCGCGGUCACGGCGCCCAAGAAGUUCAAGAUAGUGCUGGUCAUCGACGAGCCGAAUCAGGAGUGGGCCAAAGUGUUCAGAGGGAAGAAGAUUCAAGGGGAUUAUGACAUCAAAGUGGAACAGGCCCAGUUUGGAGACAUUGAUGUAGUAUCCCACGCCAGUGGGACAUGCACUGUGGCAGUUCAAGUCUUGAAGAAUGACACAAAAGGGAUCAGGUCGUUCAAGCCGGACUUUGUGCUGAUCCGCCAGCACGCCUUCAGCAUGACGGAGAACGAGGACUUCCGCAACCUCAUCAUCGCCCUGCAGUACGCCGGCGUGCCCAGCAUCAACUCCCUGGACUCCAUCUACAACCUGUGCGACAAGCCCUGGGCCUUUUCCCAGUUGAUCAGUGCCUACAGAAGGCUUGGCCCCGAAAAGUUCCCUCUGAUCGAGCAGACGUACUACCCAAACUACAAGGAGAUGGUUGCCAUGCCAACGUUUCCUGUUGUUGUGAAAAUUGGACACGCUCAUUCCGGAGUGGGAAAGGUGAAAGUGGACAAUCAUAGUAAGUUUCAGGACAUCACUAGUGUCGUGGCCCUGACAAAGACAUACACCACCUCCGAGCCUUUCAUCGAUUCGAAGUACGAUAUCAGAAUUCAGAAGAUUGGGACGGACUACAAAGUCUACAUGAGGACAUCCAUCUCUGGCAACUGGAAAUCAAACACAGGGUCAGCUAUGCUGGAACAAGUUGCCAUGACAGACCGCUACAAGCUCUGGGUGGACACUUGCUCCGAGAUGUUUGGCGGGAUGGAGAUCUGCGCUGUCAAGGCCAUCCACGGCAAAGAUGGAAAGGAUUACAUCACUGAGGUGGUGGGCUCCUCAAUGCCGCUGAUUGGGGAGCACCAGUCGGAGGACAAGCAGCUCAUCUGUGACAUGGUGCUGGCCAAGAUGAACGCCGACAUGGGACCCGACUCCAAACUCGAAAGGCCAACGACCAUCCAGCCAUCACAGACUUCGCCUACGGAGGUGGUGAGCGAUCUGAAGAAGCCUGCGAAGGCUCCCCCUCAAGGUUGUCUACAGUACAUUCUGGACUGUAAUGGCGUUGCAGUGGGGCCAAAGGCCGUCCAGGCUAACUGAGACCAGGGACCCGCAGAACAGAGCAGAGAGUAGAAAAUAAUAUUGACUUUUAGAAGUGCAUAGAACUGCAGCCAAGGAUCAGUCUGCGAUGAAACACAUAGUGUUGCCAGAGACCAAGACUAUAGACGAGAGGGGGGGUGAAAGGAGCUACUAGUAGACAAGGUCGUUAGCGUAAUAUAUCUCUGUGUGUUCAUCUGCACAGUGUGUCAUGUUGGCCUGGGCGGUGUUUUGUCUUUCCUAUGCAGUGUCAAAAUGUACUGUCCCCCCCCCCCCCCCCCACAAAACGUUACGCUGAUGAUUUUUGUGUGCUUUUGAUGGUCGGUCGCUUCUGUUUCCCCUGUAAAAGUGAGCGUCUUUUUUUUUUUCUUCAGGGCUGUUGUAAGUUGUGUAAAGGACAAUGUGUGCCUAUACUUUGUUUGGUGUCAUCUGUAUCCAUUUUUUAUUUUGUAAUUUAACAUCUUUUUAAAAAACUCCUUUUUAACUUUUAAUUUUCCACAUUCUUUUUAUCGAUGAUGUGCAAACUGUGUUUGGAUGUGCAGUUUGGUGUGUGUGUGUGUGUGUAAUAUUGUGUGUGUAAAUAUAUAUAUGUAUGCUUGUGUGCGUGGCCAUGUGUGGAGAUUACAUGCAUAUAUAUUUACAUGUCCCUGCCUAUGUACAUGUUUUUAACUCGCAUGAAUGGAUCUAAUAAGAGAUAACUGUGAUGACUUGUGAAGUCAGGAUGAUGUAUUUUGUAACAGCACUGUUAAACUAACCUUCAAUAUUUUGUGCACUAUAGGCUUGGUGAAUAAGAACAUUGUCCCUAUUUUUAAGUACAUGCGAAAUGUAAAGACUGGUAAGAGAAGGCGGAUAGACAUCACAUCGGUUAAAGGCUGGUAAGAAAAGACAAAUAGAUAUAAAUAUCUCACUCGAAUUAUACAUGCUAUUUAUAGUUGCUAGGAAACGAUCAGCUAACCGCCUACCCAUACUAGUUAGAAAUGCAUUUGAAUUGAACCCAGUAGUCUUCAUCAUUAGUCUCUAUGCACAGCCCAGGAAUGGAUGUAUGGCAGGAUUGAAACACUAUUAUUACCCAAGGCCUUGUAAUAUAUAUAUAUACAGUAUAUAAAUAAGUGAACAAAUAUUUUUUGAACCAAAGGAUGAGACCAUUGCUAUUUCACUUCAAAUGUUUCAGCACUUACUGUCAUUUUUAUUUAUUUACACAUUUAUUAUUUUGCUCUUUUAAAAUCUAAUCUCAUGACAACAGUUGCUGUUUUCUUUUUGCUAGAUUCAUCAUAGAUAGAAGAAAUAGUUUUUUUCCCCUUGGCCUUCUUUAUUAAUGAAAGCCAUAUCUUAA
Molecule: messenger RNA, 3673 nt
Organism: Engraulis encrasicolus (European anchovy)
Lineage: Eukaryota; Metazoa; Chordata; Actinopteri; Clupeiformes; Engraulidae
Gene: syn2a
Product: synapsin IIa
Exons: 14
Coding region: 865-2343 (492 amino acids)
Biological process (GO): neurotransmitter secretion
Cellular component (GO): synaptic vesicle membrane; synaptic vesicle
Molecular function (GO): ATP binding
Source: RefSeq, a predicted model, not a curated record